UAGAAAAAAAGGUUGACAUGCGCAUUUCAGCAGAUACCCAUCAUCUCCCAACGUCUAGCUUCGUUCAAUUUGUCUCUCCGUAAUAACCGCCAUACCCCGGAUUAUCACAAGCUUUUUGCCUUAAAAAGGUCUCAGCUAUUCGAUUCAUCCGAUAUACCCUCUCCCGACAACUUAAAUAGAGCUGCCUAGACACAAGGCGCAGCCCACACGACAAACUCUCAACAAGACACCAGGCAUCCGACAUCCACACGAGAUCGAUAUCUACCCAACGCUUAUACUUCCCCGUCUCGCCACCUUUCACCCCCGACUCAGCCUCACACACACCGUUGCACUUUUCAAACGCUGAACGCAUGAUCCCCACGGCCGAUCCGAGCUUCUCUUCCGACUCCUGGGCUCUCCCCCCGUCGACCCUGCACAUGCUGUCCCUGUCGCCCAGAGACAUGGAGAAGAUGCCUUCCAACAACAACAACCCCCCUCUCACCUCCCCCAACGCCAUCCCCCCUCGCACCUCGAGCACCGGCGUCCCGACCUCGCUCAACUCGACUCCCACCAAACCUGUCCUUCGGCCUGUCGCAGAAGGAGACUGGCUCAGCCAGAAGCAGCGCUCUCCAAGAUCGACCGCCCCGAACCCGGGCUUUGGCGUCAUGAUGCAGGCCCCGAACCCACCUCCUGACCCCGAGCGCUACGCCUACGAGGACCUCAACUUUACAGCCAAGCGGACCUGGACCGACGAUAAGGAACAGGUUGUCCGCGGCCCUUACGACUAUGUCAUCAGCCACCCGGGCAAGGAUUUCAGGGCGCAGCUCAUCAACGCCUUCAACGCCUGGCUAGACGUGCCCCAGGAGAGCCUCGAUGUCAUCACGCGCGUGGUGGGCAUGCUCCACGAGUCGUCGCUGCUCAUCGACGACGUGCAGGACUCGUCGGAGCUGCGCCGCGGGUUCCCCGUGGCGCACAACAUCUUUGGCGUCGCGCAGACCAUCAACUCGGCAAACUACAUCUACUUUAUCGCCCUGCAGGAGCUGCACCGCCUCAACAACCCGGACCUCAUCACCGUCUUCUCCGAGGAGCUCGUAAACCUCCACCGGGGGCAGGGCAUGGACCUGUUCUGGCGCGACACACUCACCUGCCCCACCGAGGAGGACUACCUCGAGAUGGUGGGCAACAAGACGGGUGGUCUAUUUCGCCUUGGGAUUAAGCUCAUGGCUGCCGAGUCGUCGGUGCCUACUGAUUGUGUACCUCUUGUCAACCUCAUCGGACUCAUCUUCCAGAUCCGUGACGACUACAUGAACCUGUCGUCCAAGGAGUAUAGUCACAACAAGGGCAUGUGCGAGGAUCUUACUGAGGGAAAGCUUUCCUUCCCAGUUAUCCACAGCAUCCGCUCCAACCCGACAAACCUCCAGCUUGUCAAUAUUCUCAAGCAAAAGACGUCCGAUAUCCAGGUCAAGCGCUAUGCUGUCGCUUACAUGGAGUCAACCGGUAGCUUUGAGUACACCCGCAAUGUAGUUGGAAUUCUCAUUGAGCGCGCCCGUAAGAUGACCGACGAAAUCGACCAGGGCCGUGGGUACACAAAGGGCAUCCAAAAGAUCCUAGACAAGAUGGUCAUCCCCUAGGCCUCAGUCUCAACCCGUCGCGCUUCUUUCGAGUUUCUCAACACCCACCAACUUUUCUAGUCAUAGUCAGGUUUAAUGUCUUAUGAAGUGGAGCGCAUAUAGAAUGUUCUGGCCGGCGUCGGGAGGGAUGUCUGAUGAACGAUUGAUUGUACAGAGAUCUAUUACGGAGGGAGGGAGUCUGAACGGCAUGAUACCAACCUGGGCUCGCUGAUGGCGAGCAGCACCGGCCACUUGAAAUUGUUGUAACAGUCAAUGUUGGAUUAUCUCCUGGCUCAUGGCGCUUUUCUGUCAUGGAGCGUAUAGCUCAGAUUCUGGAAUAUAUUAACCAUCAAUGAUUC
Molecule: messenger RNA, 1948 nt
Organism: Fusarium vanettenii 77-13-4
Lineage: Eukaryota; Fungi; Ascomycota; Sordariomycetes; Hypocreales; Nectriaceae
Exons: 2
Coding region: 351-1610 (419 amino acids)
Biological process (GO): isoprenoid biosynthetic process
Molecular function (GO): prenyltransferase activity
Source: RefSeq, a predicted model, not a curated record